Messenger RNA from Bursaphelenchus okinawaensis, 3336 nucleotides. Lineage: Eukaryota; Metazoa; Nematoda; Chromadorea; Rhabditida; Aphelenchoididae. The record is from the annotation of a GenBank genome assembly.
AUGGAUAAAGAGGAGCCCAGUUCUUCGAUUACAAAAUUCGAUCUGGAACAACAAUUAGCAUACUUGAGUCAAGUAAGUCGUUUCUUACUGUUUCGAGGUUUAGAUUGUCACAAGUUUACUCUCAAUUCAUGCGGUAGUUAUUGUCAAAUGACAUUGUGUGAUAAAGGAAAUGAUAUGAUUUUUUUUCAAAUGUGCAAGAACUAUGAUUUUUUUUGAAAUUCACAAAAUUGCCUUAGGCAUAGUUCAAAAAAGCUUACCUUUUUUGAUUUUUAAAAUCCUAGUUUUCUUUUAAACUAUCUCAAUGUUACCUAAACUUUAAAACUUUUAGCUACGCCAACCCCAGCCGGGCCCAGCAGCCCCCUUUGCACCGAACCAAAACAGUAGGGAUUACCUACAAAGUCUACAGCUUCUGGCUUCACAGAUCAAUUCUGGGAAUGCUGGCUCGAAUCCUCUUCUCGGCUCUUCUAAUCAAACGUCAUUAGAAGAGCCGGAUCCACCUUUAAACACAUCAACUGGUUCAGCUCGGGAUCUUAGUCUACAUGCCAGGAACCGACGGACCUUCUCUGGGUCUGGCCAAACUAUAUCACAACACACGAGGGACCGGCUCAAGUCUAUGAUUGCUACGAAGAAACAAAAACAAAAGUAAGUUAUAGUGAUGGUAUUAGUGCUUUGGUACUAUCUUUACUUUGUUAUACACAACAUACAACAUAUUAUGUUACUCUUGACAUUUAUCGUGAUAUCAAGCUUGAUGCUUUCAGUAGUCUAACCUCAGCCAGUGGAUCAGCAGCCAGCUCAGAAGUGAACCUCCUCAGUCAACUGGCUUCACAAGUGAAUCCGACGCCGAUUGUGUCGCAGAAGCCGAGUAUCAGCAAUAUUCUGAAUGGCACUCCCCAGUUCGAAGCCUUCAAUCCCACGAUUCAGACGCCGUCAAACCAACUCAACGACUUCCAGCUACGGAAAGUGAACAGUGAACCGAAUCUAAAGAUGCGGCUACGGGCACGGCUACUGAAUAAAGGGUCUAGUCCAGUCACUAGUCAACAGCAUCCUUACAACAAUGUCCCUGGGAUACACAAACCAUUGCAACGGUAAGUUAUUGUGUUUUUGUAUGUUAGGAAUGUUUAUAUGGUCACAAAGUGUGUAGAAGUUGUUGUUUAACAUGUUUUACUUUAUUUUUGGACCAAUAUAGUAGUCCUUUUAUAUUUAUGAAAUAACUCCACUUUCAGCUGCGACAGUGACAGUGUGUCCAACCAAAUGGACCUGGGUGGCCUAAAAACUCAGGACACGCCCAACCUUCUGGCCCACGCCCAGUCCAUAUCGAAUAUGGCAUCGGCCUCGAACCUGGUCUUCCCAUCCCCAUCGCUACCUAAUCUUUCAAACAACUUCGAACAACUCCAAAAUGAUCUGAACACCUUCCUGAUGCAGGCCCAGCUGGCUAGCUACUUCUCCAUGCCCUCUCUAGUCAAGAACAACAAUCUCAACCCCUACUCGUCGAACGCGAUCCUAGAGUCGCUUCUGGAGAAGAACAACGGAAUGAACGCGGGGUUGAGCUUCAGGACGGCGUCGCAGCUACACAACGGCUACCCAAGUCUUCUGAAGCAGCAGUUGAGGGAUCUGGUGCUAAGGAGGAAGUCACUGGUCAGGGAAGAGCCUGAGGAAGAACAACUGAUGGGAGCGUUCAGUCAGAGAUUCAGCUUCAGUACGAACAGUAUCAAGACCGGUGAGUAUUAUAAUAUUAUAAAAUUAAAAUGUCAUCGAAAUACCUUAGUUUUGGCAAUACUUAACUUAUAUUAUUGUAGGUAUUGCUUAUGACGAACUAAUGAGUGGACACAGCUGUGUGUGUGGGAACGACUCGAAUCACGUUGAGCACGGUGGUCGAGUGAGCAGUAUAUACAAACGACUGGUCGAUGCUGGCAUAAUGGAUGUUUGUGAAAAGAUCUCUGGGAAGAAAGCGACGUUGGAGGUACUGAAACUGGCACACACUCCAGCUCACGUCAACUUCUUUGCGGGUUCCAUUGGUACCGGAUUCAGGACGGAUGGUACUGCCUUGGAAAAGUUUAUUCAGGUAGGAUAUUAACCCUUAUGAAGUGGUACUAUUUAGACAGGUAUAUCAUAAUUGAUUUUAAUUUGUCUUACUCUUCGAUAGAUCGUAUCAUCUUUCAGUUACCGUGCGGUGGAAUCGGAGUAGACGCCGAUACCUACUACAACGCAGAAACCAGCAAACAAGCCAUCCAACUCUCAGUUGGCACUUUAGUAGAACUAGUCAGUCAAGUAGCAGAAGGAAAACUCAAAAAUGGCUUUGCCUGCAUCCGACCCCCAGGGCAUCAUGCUGAACGAGAACAAGCGAUGGGAUUCUGUUUCUUCAACAAUGUAGCCAUUGCUACACGAUACCUUCAGCGAACGUACCAGAACAAGAGGAUAGCCAUAGUCGACUGGGAUGUCCAUCAUGGUAAUGGUACUCAGCUCUGCUUCGACAAUGACCCUAACGUACUGUACAUAUCGCUACACCGUCACGACAACGGUAACUUCUUCCCUGGUACUGGCGCUGUGACCGACAAUGGGUGUGAUGCUGGAAAGGGCUUCUCGGUCAAUAUUCCAUUCAGUGGCGACAUCAUGGGAGAUCCGGAGUAUCUUGCCGCGUGGAGGGUACUAGUGGUACCAUUGUUGGACUCCUUUAGGCCAGAGUUUAUUCUGGUGUCUUCUGGGUUCGACGCUUCUCGAGGACAUCCUCAAGCACUUGGAGGGUAGGUCUAAUCUUAAUGUGUCCAUCAAAUGUUUUAUACCUUUUCAACUUCUGGUAAGAUUAUCUAAAUUUGUAGUAUAAUCAAAACUUAUCAGAAAAAUUAUUAUAAGGAAGAUAAUAAAAAGUGAUGUUUUAGGUAUGAACUGAGCUCAAAAAUAUUUGGUUAUUUCACAAAAUCGUUGAUGGGAUACGCUGACGGUAAAGUGGUACUAGCACUAGAAGGUGGAUACGAAAUCAAUGCUAUCAGUGACGCCGCUGAAGACUGUGUCAAGGUAAAUACACUACUAUAAACAAUAGGGAGAGUGUCAUCUAAAAAGAUUACAUACUUGAAGCCACUUUAUAAUAAUAAUCAAUAGACGAAGAACUUAAAAUUUAAACUUCAGGCUCUAUGUGGUACCGGCGGCGACAUAACCGAACUGAACCCGGAGUCCCUGGAGCGGGCCCCCAACCAGGCUGCCCAAGAAACCAUUCAGAAAGUGAUAGCUGUACAUAAGAAGAGCUGGCCCGGCCUGACCGGCCUUCAGGGCAUCAACAUGAGUGAGAUGCACUGGCAGACCGUCUCCCAAGGGCUACAGUCCCUCACGGUGCGGGCCUGA